CACACCACAUCACCACCACAGUGUUCAUUCCUCACCAACACAAAGCUCCCCCCCCCCCCUUGCGUCGCUCUGCCGCCCUCUUGCUCGUUCACUCACGGCACCUUUUUCUGGCCUUCUUCCGCUCCCUUCUCCCAUCACAAAACCAUUUUCUCCACCGACCACCGCUGAUCGACCGACCGACCGACCAGACCGACCCACUCCUCGCCAUAGCUACACAAGCAAGCGCCGAUACAACACACCAACACCACCAGCACACACAUUAGCGAUACACAACACAACCAGACAUGUCUUCCCUUAUGCGCUUUGGUAUGCCUCGCUCUGCGGCCCCAAAGGAUGUCGUGGAGGCACCCGCCGCUCACCGCAAGGAGCGCAAGGCCCUCGGUGACAUCAGCAACAGGGUCACAGACAACAUCAACCUCACAAAGAAGCCCAAGCUCGUCCACAAGGCGCCCCGUGGCAUGGAAGUGGACCAAGAUGUUGAGGAGAAGCACGCGCAGAACGUGAUGCCCGCACCCCGGCCCAUCCCCGCCAACGUGGAGGACGUGUACGAGGACGACUUUGAGAACCCGCAGAUGGUCGCCGAGUAUGUGGAGCCCAUCUUCGAGUACAUGCGCGAGCUCGAGGUGCGCCUGCACGUCCCCGCCAACUACUUCAAGAUCCAGACGGAGAUCAACGCCCGCAUGCGUGACGUCCUGGUGGACUGGCUGGCCGAGGUCCACCACCGCUUUGAGCUCAUCCAGGAGACGUUCCACCUCACCGUCCACCUCCUCGACCGCUACCUGUCGAAGGAGCCCGUCACCCGCGACGACGUGCAGCUCGUCGGCAUCACCGCCAUGAUGGUGGCCGCCAAGUACGAGGAGAUGUACCCGCCUGAGCUUGGCGACUACGUCUACAUCACAGACAAGGCCUACUCCGAGGACCGCAUCCUCGCCAUGGAGAGGAAACUGCUGCGUGUGCUUGACUUCUCCCUGGGCAAGCCGCUCCCGCUGCACUUUCUCCGCCGCAACUCCAAGGCCGGCCAUGCCGACGCCACCAUGCACAGCAUGGGCAAGUACAUGAUUGAGCUCUCCCUCGGCAGCCACGCCAUGCUCAAGUACGUCCCCUCCCAGCUAGCCGCCGCCGCCACCUACAUCUCCCGCGAGAUUGUUGGCGAGCACGAGCUGUGGAACCCCACGCUGGAGCACUACGCCAAGUACUCCCUGGAGGACAUUGCCCCCGUUGUCCACGACAUGCGCGCCGUCCUCAAGCACAGCACCGUGUCCCGCCUCCAGGCCAUUCGCAACAAGUUCUGCCGCAGCCGCUACCUCCGCGUCAGCAAGAACCCCCAGCUCAACGAGUACAUUGAGCGCCUCUAAAUGGCGGCGCGUUGCGUGCUUGCGUUCUGCUUGCGUUGAUUCGGUGUGAUGAGCAUUUUGCUUUCCCCACACAGCUGUACAUACAAAGCCCUUGUGGUUUGCUCGUUUGUUUGCUUGUUCGUUUGGUUUCCCCCUCCUUCUUUCUCCUACUCUUUUUUCACUGUUCUGUCAUUUGUUGCCUUACUUCCCAGAAAGCCUAUUUCAGAGGUUGCUUUGCCAUCAUCAUCAUAAAAGGAUCAUCUUUCUUCCACAGUGAUGAAGAC
This is a messenger RNA of Salpingoeca rosetta, 1618 nucleotides long. RefSeq names its product cyclin B. The record is from RefSeq and is a predicted model, not a curated record. The transcript has 4 exons. Gene Ontology annotation, biological process: regulation of cyclin-dependent protein serine/threonine kinase activity; mitotic cell cycle phase transition. Gene Ontology annotation, cellular component: nucleus; cyclin-dependent protein kinase holoenzyme complex; cytoplasm. Lineage: Eukaryota; Choanoflagellata; Craspedida; Salpingoecidae. The coding region runs from base 285 to 1355 and encodes 356 amino acids. Gene Ontology annotation, molecular function: cyclin-dependent protein serine/threonine kinase regulator activity.